Molecule: messenger RNA, 3936 nt
Organism: Penicillium manginii
Lineage: Eukaryota; Fungi; Ascomycota; Eurotiomycetes; Eurotiales; Aspergillaceae
Exons: 7
Coding region: 1-3936 (1311 amino acids)
Cellular component (GO): membrane
Source: RefSeq, a predicted model, not a curated record
AUGGCCGCCGCUGCAAUGCGCGACUCACCUGAUAUGGCAAAUGGCCAUUCUAAUCACCGGAAUGCCAAUGGUACCAAUUCGGAUUCGGGUCGCAGACAGUCGACAGCCGGUCCAGCGUCGAUGGACUACGAAGAUGAACCGACAUACGAGCCCACAGCAGCAGAACGUCGAUAUCCACGUUCCGCACCUAAGGCCACGGCUGCUGCUAGAUCAUCUGGCCAGCCCGGUCGUUCUUUUUCUGCUCGUGCUCGGGAUUAUCCGGCAAGUGAAUCAAACUAUACAACUCGCAAGUCUUCACUACAAACACCACCGGGGUUAACAGAGGAAUCAACCACGCCUCGGGGCCUCCCACCGGCGGAAUACAUCCAAGACACGCAACAGCAUGAAGAGCCGAAGCUCGAAGCACCCCCCGAGCCGAUCAAACACUGUCCGUUCUACAAAUGGGUCUCGCAAGGAUUGGGCUUCGGACCGUUCGCCCUUGCAGAAGCUCGAAAGCGCAUGGCUCGCAAAAAGGUCGAGCGGGAGAAUGCGGAGGCAAAGACACAGGCAGCUGCUACUGCUCCUCAACCAAGCGUGAAGCAGAACGUGCCUUCAGAAAGCCGUGCAAUCCCCAGCCCUGCCAGAAAGGGAGAUAGAAAGAAUAUCGUCCUCGAAGAAGCGACGGCUAACGCACUAAAAGCGGGACCACGACAUGUUCCUGGGCCUCGUCAAAAUGAAGUGAAUAGUCCUCAAUACCAGGCCGCCCGGAGUUCUGAAAAUUCUCAGUACCCACAGGCCGAAGAUGCUAUUCCGCCGUCUGCAAAGCUAGGCAAUGUGCCUCGAAGAUCGGUCACAGUGAGCGGGCCUUCAGGAAAGAAUGGACCUGCUGGGAAGCCUCCUGCACGGAGCCAGUCCCUUGCCCAAAGAGGCCCUGCUGCACCGAUGCAACCCGCGGACGUUAUCUUGAGCGAGGAAAGUCUAGGAACACCUCCAGCAGCCCGAACGGCACAUGAUAGCGUCGAAUCUCACACCAAAAAGCGACAGACGGUGUCUUUCAAUGUGCCGCCACCGACGCCUCCGCCAAUUUUCGAGUGGAAGAAUGCGCCAGUCGCUCAGUUGGGGUCAACCGACUUUGAUUUCCAGCACAUGGAUAUGGAGCGAAGCAAAGCAUGCAGAGCCCUGCCCAAGAACUAUAAGACUCCAGCUCAAAAGCUGACAGGUGUCACUGAAUCUAAAAACUUCGAGCCCAAAUUGUUCCUCAGAUGUGGUCCUUUGCUUCGAUACACGGGUAUUAAGAAGUUCAAAGUUGAUGGCGCCCACGGUACUGUCGAGAAGGAUAUAUGGCGAGGCUCUAUUUUGAUCGUCACGAAGGACACACGCUCUUCUUACGAUACGCCGCCUUCAUUGCGCCUGUUCUCUCAACCGAUGGACCUUCUUCCUCCUCCACCUGCCGAAGUCAGUGGUGAAGAACUGGCUCCUGAAUAUAUCGACCCCACUGCCGGUCUCAUGAAGGUUGGACGAGACGGAAGACCUCUCUAUGUGAAACCAGUUGACCACCUGGAGGAAGGACUUGACCUAUCUGCCGUGGAAAAUGAUGACGGCAUAUAUGAGCUGUCACCCAGCCAAACAGACGACAACCCCGGAGGAUCCAAGCAACCGAUUCCUGCAAAUCGAAUCAAUUCUAUCGAUGGUGAAACAGCCGGGUUACACCGCGAUAUUCCCGGAGUCCGCCUAUACGCCGACUCGGCUCGAGACGUGACCUUUUGGAGGUUCAAUGUCGAGGUCGAGCUUGGAUCAACCCAGCAACGAAUCGCAUACAGAAUCAACCGUGGACCGGCACUGGGCUUCUGGGUUCCAGCUGCAGGCCAGCCGAUGAAUAUCAUGUUCCACAGCGGCAAUGGAUUUGGUCCUUCUGUCGACUCAGAUCGUUUCUGCGGACCCGAUCCCCUCUGGCGAGAUAUUUUGAACGAACACCAGACUCGACCAUUCCAUGUGAUGAUCGGUGGCGGUGACCAGAUAUUUAAUGAUACAGUCAUGACGGAAUCGGCCUUUUUCCAGGAAUGGAUCAAGAUCAAAAAUGUCGCGGAAAGAUAUGGGGCUCCGUUUACUCCUGAAUUCCGCGCCGAGCUCGAGCAAUUCUAUCUGGGGCGCUACGCGGCCUGGUUUUCACAGGGCCUCUUCUCUCUCGCCAACUCUCAAAUCCCGAUGGUCAACAUGUGGAACGACCAUGAAAUUUUCGAAGGGUUCGGAUCCUACCAUGAGGAGUUCAUGCAGAGCGCCGUGAUCUCAGGUCUUGGAAAGAUUGCGUUCAAAUAUUAUUUACUAUUCCAGCACCACAGUGUUCCAGACGAGACGGAAAUUGAAGAGCCUAGUUGGAUUCUCGGCGCCCAGCCAGGUCCCUACAUUGAGCAGAGAAGUCGAAACUUGUUCAUGUCUCUUGGUAGUGAUGUGGUUUUGUUGGGCUUGGAUUGCCGAACUGAACGAAGGAGCAACGAAGUUCUUGCGGAGGCUACUUGUGACCUAAUCUGGGAUCGCUGCCAUCAGGAGAUCGUCAGAGGAGAGACUAAGCAUUUGAUCGUUCUUUCCAGUGUUCCUAUUGCCUACCCUCGAGUGGCUAUGCUCAAGAACUUCAUGAACAGCCGUAAGUCCAUCGGCAAAGCAGGCAUGAUCGGAGGCCUCGUCAACAGAUCUGGUGGCAACGUGGAGGUAUAUGAUGACCACUGGGCUGGAAAACAUCUCAAGUCCGAAAGAACCUGGCUAGUCGAAGAUCUCCAAGAUCUUGCCGCGGAAAAGUCCGUCCGGGUGACCAUUCUCAGUGGCGAUGUUCACUUGGCUGCAAUCGGUCAAUUCUAUUCAAACCCCAAACUUGACAUUGCAAAGGAUCAUGACUACCGCUAUAUGCCGAAUAUCAUCUCGUCGGCGAUUGCUGAUAUGCCAGAGACGGAAAUUAUUUCGGACACUCUCAAUAAACGCAACACGGUGCACCACAUGGAUUCCAACACCGACGAGGACAUCAUUCCAAUCUUCACGCAGGACGUGAAUGGCAAAUCUCGAAACAACAAGCGCUUGCUUCCACGACGAAACUGGUGCUCAAUCCGAGAAUAUAUCCCGGGAUCAACACCAGGUAGCACACCUGAACCGGAGACUCCAGAAGAACCCGAGCCACGUCCUGGUAUGCUUCAACGCACUCUAUCUCUCGGAAGGGGUGACAAGGGAGCUAGCGGUAAGCCUGGCAUACUCCGACGACUAUCGACCAAGGGCCCGCCCCCGACAAGAACCUUGAGUUUCGGACGAAACCAAAAUGUUCAUGCUCGUCGCUCCAGUGUCGAUUCUUCUGUUCCUCGGCCCAUGGAGGGUGGUAACAGUUACUUCCCUGGAACAUUGCCGGAACCACAGCCUGGCGUCUUCCACCGCCGACCAACCAAUCUCAGCGAAAAGGCUGCCAAGCGAGCAGCCAAGGAAGGAGACGAUGGCGCAGGCGCUUUUGUCAACCUUGAAAGAGGAUUGGCCAUUACAUUGAACAUGGAAGUCAACCCUCAAGACCCUUCGGGCAUCACAAUCCCGUACAAACUCCUCGUUCCUGCCUUGCAGUACGAAGGAGACCAAGAUGACCCGGCCCCAACACAGGUCAAGAAGGGCUGGCGCAAGUGGUUGAAUGUGCCACGCAGAAAGAAAGCCUCCAGGGCCCAGCAGGAGGAGGAAGAGGAGGGCAGUGACGAAGAUGCCGAUGAUAUUGAAGACCACGACACGAUCAAUAAUACCCGCGCCAACGCUGCUGCAUCUCAUCAGUAUGAGGGAUAUGCUGGUAGCGAUGAGGACUCCGAGGGAGAGGUACCUCAGAGAUUGCCUGCCCACGCUCUUGUCGACGACUCAUCUCCCACUGAGGGGGAAGAUGAUUACUCCUACUCGGACGAAGAACCAGCACCACGCAAGAAAAAGUGGUUUGGGGUGAUUUGA